Dichotomopilus funicola is the source of this 2784-nucleotide messenger RNA. RefSeq names its product cohesin loading factor-domain-containing protein. Gene Ontology annotation, biological process: maintenance of mitotic sister chromatid cohesion; mitotic sister chromatid cohesion. The record is from RefSeq and is a predicted model, not a curated record. Gene Ontology annotation, molecular function: double-stranded DNA binding. The transcript is spliced from 6 exons. Lineage: Eukaryota; Fungi; Ascomycota; Sordariomycetes; Sordariales; Chaetomiaceae. Gene Ontology annotation, cellular component: chromatin; SMC loading complex. The coding region runs from base 1 to 2784 and encodes 927 amino acids.
AUGCACCCUGGACACCCACCAGCGCCGUCUCAACUAUUGUCACAGCAGCAACAGCAGCAGCAGCAGUAUCAACACCAGCAACAUCACCAACUCCAACACCCGUCAUACCCGCAAUCGCAACCACAAAUACAGCUGCAACCACAGCUGCAAUCCCAGCUGCAACCCCAGUCAUCGUUGCCGCACCCGCAAUUCGCGAACGCCUACCCCGGUGGGCACCAACCAUAUCCGCAACAGCAGCAUCAGUACCAGCAUCAACAACAACACGCCCAGUAUACCCAUCCUUCCUAUGCCCCGCAACACCCAUCGCCGCAGCAGCGGCAGCAGCAGCAGCAGCAGCAGCAGCAUCAGCAACAACAACGACAACAACAGCAGCAACAGCCGCUUCACUUCUAUCCCGGCAGCGCUCCCCUACAACCACAGUAUCCAAACUACCAUGGUUCCUUCCACCAGCAACCCUCCCCUAUUGCUCAACCAUCUCCAGCCCCUCGGCCCUCCCAGACUACUCCCCGGCCGUCCCCGAUCCCUCAGCCUUCUCCGGUGGUCCAGCCCGCCCCACCCCCUCAACCUGUACCGUCGCCCGCACCGAUGUCAGCGCCACCUGUACAGUUCGUGGACCCCUCCUUUCUCCAACAAUCGCCGAUGCCGAAACCUCCCAGCAAGGCCUUCCCCGCAGCGCAGCCGCUUCAUCCCGCGAGUACCCCGAGCCCACAACUAUCCCGCGCUGCUCAACCGCAAACCCAGACCCCGAAACCGAUACCCGUGAAAGCGAGCCCUAAAUUAGAGAAGCGGCCACCGUUAAGCGGCACACCAAAGUUACUUUCGAAAGACCCAAGACGGCCGAGUUCGAGUGCGAGCGUUGCGAAUUCACCUGUUACGCCACAUGCAUCGGCUCAUGCCGAGACGCUGCCACUUCUUUUGUGUGUAGCCGAGGACUGCUUCGAGAAGGCGAAUGCGGCGGCUCAGCAAGUUGCAAGAACCAUGAAUGCAGAAGAGGUGGCCGAGCAUCACAAGCUAGUAGCCACGGGGUUGGGUUGUCUGGACGUUGCGCUCAAGUCAAAUAAACUCUGGCCACGCCUCGAGGCGAGGCUAUGUUUACGUUACACCGGUGUUCUUAUUGAGGAGACAAACAACAUCACGGAGGCGGAGACAGCUUUGACGAGAGGCAUAUCGGUGUGCGAGAAGCAUCGAUUCCUCGACUUGAAGUACUGCUCCCAAUUUCUCCUGAUGAAGACGCUCUUCCAGCGCAAUCAGAAGGCAGCCUUCAAGUCGAUAGAAGGCCAUAUCACCGACUGCACAACAUACAAACACGUUCCUUGGAUCUACGCUUUCCGUUUUCUGAAAGCCUCUUUCCAUCUCCAAUCCGGGACGGCGGCUGAUAACCACGCCAUCGAAAACCUACGGAAAAUCGCAGGAAUCGCAAACCAGCGCCAUGACAAGGGAGUCUUCGUCAUAGCCAUGCUUCUUGAGGGGCUCGCUCACCUCACCACUAUGAAGGACGACUGGGCCACACGUGUACAGAUGUGUAUCGCUCAGGUCUCAAAAUUGCAGCUAGACGAGUCCAUUCGUACACCUCAGACAGAUGUAUUACUUCUUCUGUUGGAUCUGGCGUGUAGCCUCCACCAAAAAGCUCACCAGAUCGCAGCACAGAAGCUCAGCGCGCUUCAGAAACGACUGGAAGAAUUGAAACAGUCCCCGGAGUGGACUUCGCAAUCUGGCGAGCUAUUGUUGCCGAUCAACCGUAUGCCCAACCAGCAGCAGAUAAUCAGCGCUGAUACGCGAGCGGUACUCCGGCCUGGCGAAGAGCGCGUCGAUUAUCUAGUGUUAACGACACUAGGGAAGCAAGAAGCUUGGGCGUUGGCGUAUGUCUUCAAUGGCAUCGUGGCUCACUACAAAGCCUCGACACCCGGCCGUAGCUCGGGUAUGUGGAACGAAGCGGUGAGGUUAUUAGAAGAACGAAAACCCACGUCAACGUCGUUCAGUCUUCCGGAAGCACUUAGACAAGCCGAGUGGGCAAAUGAGCUCUCCUCCUAUGCACAUCUCCUUACUGGACUCCAGGCUUCGACGUUAUCCGACUGGGCUAAAGUGAAAGCCUGUUUAGACACAGUGAACCGGAACGACCCUCAAUCAAACUUCCUCGACGCCUUGACGCUCUACCUUCAAGGCGUCUUGUACCAGGGUACGGCGGCUCUCGACAAAGCAAUAGAAGUUUGGAAAGACAAAAGGUUUGAGAUGGAUUGGUCCGGUGCGCCCAAACCUGACACCAGCCGCAUCGUAACGGAACUCUCCAUCCUCGCCGCCCUCAACCGCCUGUGGAUAUUGCAAGAGCCUCUCCAGGUCGACGACGUUGAAACCGCCGACCUGAUCGACCUGCUCCGCCCCAUCUGCGAGGACAACCCAGAUCAGGAGAUCCGCACCGUCUACAACUUGGUUUUAGCCGCGAUCGGCCCGGCCGUGAACCCCCCCAUGUCCAUCAACCAAGUUAAACGUCACAUCCAGCAGUCGCUGAGCGGUGCUCAGCAGACGAGCAACACCCAGUAUCUGUCUAUCGCGCUCAAUAUCAUGCGCGCGCGGCUGUUUGAAAAUGUCGUCGGCGAGCAGGCGCUUAAGAGUGCGCGUGCGGGCGCGGCGCAAGCGCGCAAGAGUGGGAAUGUUUUGUGGAUGAGUGUGGCCGACGGUAUGUUGGCGCAGUCAUUCGAGAUGCAGGGGGCACUGGCCGAGGCGAGAGCUGCCCAUGAGUCAGGCGUGAAGUUGGCGAAUGAGGCGUUUGCGAAGACGCGGUUUUGA